GGGACGGGCUCCUCAUUGGCCCAGCUGUCGGAGCCGCUCCUCCGCUUCUUCUUACGGGUUGAGUCGACAGUUUGUUCCAGCUCACAAAAGUGCCUCUGAAAUUCCCCAAAGCUGCGCGGUGGAAAGUUUUCCCCCAAGCCAAUAAAUUAUACGUGUUACCCAGACAAAGCGUGAAGCCAGAACACAGAGAAGACUCGGGGGAAGCUUUGUGAGAAGAAGAGCAGAGAAGUCAACACCAGCAGCGGGACUCCUGGAAACUCCACUCCACUAGGGGACCGUGCACUCUCUCUCUCUCACAUGAUGGAGAAGCCUGCUCUGGGUUCCAGUGAGGAGAGAACCUGGCUGGGAGAGAGCCAGUCUGAGGUCCAGCUUGCAACCACUCCUGACCCAACAGAGCCAAAUGAUGACGAUCGACCGGCCUGGGAUUCUAAAAUCCAGUAUGUGUUGGCUCAGGUGGGCUUCAGCGUGGGCUUGGGGAACGUCUGGAGGUUUCCGUACCUUUGCCACCAAAAUGGAGGAGGGGCCUUUAUGCUUUUGUAUGUUUUUCUUUUACUGAUUGUGGGAGUCCCCCUGUUUUUCAUGGAGCUGGCAGCUGGCCAAAGUAUUCGACAGGGAAGCAUUGGCGUAUGGAAGCACAUCUCUCCGAAGCUGGUGGGGAUCGGCUACUCCAGCUGUGUGGUUUGUUUUUAUGUAGCUCUUUACUAUAACGUCAUCAUUGCAUGGAGUCUUUUCUACCUGGGAAAUUCCUUCCAGUAUCCUCUGCCAUGGGAACAGUGCCCCAUUGAUGGAGGCACCAAUGAAACAGUAAAGGAAUGUGCGAGUAGCUCUCCAACGCAGUAUUUCUGGUUCAGGAAAGCGCUGCACAUCACCAAUUCGAUAGAGGAAUCUGGAGAGUUUAACCCCAUCAUGACGGGAUGCUUGCUGGCUGCUUGGGCGAUCGUGUCGCUGGCUAUGAUCAAGGGCAUCAAGUCCUCUGCAAGGGUGAUGUACUUUUCCUCAGUUUUUCCCUAUCUGGUGCUCUUCAUUUUCCUCAUCAGAGGGAUGUUAUUGGAUGGAGCCAUAGAUGGAAUCACAUAUAUGUUUUAUCCCAAACUUGAGAUUUGGGGGAACGUACAGGUGUGGCGCCAGGCAGCUACACAGGUGUUUUUUGCAUUGGGUCUGGGCUAUGGCUCUGUCAUCGCAUAUUCCUCCUACAAUCCAGUCCACAACAACUGCCACAGGGAUACCCUGAUGGUCUCCAGCAUCAACUUUAUGACAUCCGUACUGGCCUCACUGGUGGUUUUUGUGGUGCUGGGUUUCCGGGCCAAAACCAUCGCCCUCCAUUGUGUUGCUGAAAAUCUUGGUGUGCUAAAUCUCAUGUCCUCUAAUGGAUCCAGCCAGGACUGGUGGCCUUGGUUCAACGUUACGGAUCCGAGUUCUGUGUCUUUACCUGAAUACAGACAGUGGUACCAUGAGCACGGCUCCACUCUGGGUCCUCAGUUCACUGACUGCAAUUUGGAGGAGGAGAUGAACAAGGGCGUUGAGGGGACGGGCCUGGCAUUCAUAGCGUUCACUGAAGUCAUGGCCCUCUUCCCGGCCAGCCCCUUCUGGUCCACGCUGUUUUUCCUGAUGCUCCUCAACCUGGGCCUGAGCACCAUGUUCGGGACCAUGCAGGGAAUCCUCACGCCUCUCAUGGACAACUUUAAACUCCUGGGCCGCCAUCGGACCCUUCUCACCGUGUUCAGCUGUGCUUUGGGAUUCAUAAUUGGAUUAUUGUUCACCCAGCGAUCUGGCAAUUAUUUUGUGACGAUGUUUGACGACUACUCUGCAACACUACCUCUUGUUAUUGUUGUGAUUUUCGAAACAAUCAGUGUGGCAUGGGUUUACGGCACAGAUCGUUUCCUGGAUGAUAUUGAACUCAUGCUCAAGUGGCGCCCUCCAGUGGUGUACAAAUAUCUGUGGAAAUACGUGUGUCUGCUGGCAAUGGUUGGUCUCCUUGCUGCCAGUUUACUGCGAAUGGUUUUCAAGGGACCCACGUACACUGCCUGGAAUCAGACCGCAGCCUCUGAGACGACUCUGGAGUACCCAGGCUGGGCCCUGGCUAUGAUCGUCAUGCUCAUCGUGUUCGCCAGCCUGCCUGUGCCCAUCGGUUACAUCCACUCCACGCUGAAAAACCGCUCCGCCCUCGACGUCCCCCCCCUGCAGGGCCCCGGCCCCGAGGUGCACCGCGAGCUGUACACCAAGUGCAACUCCACCGAUCAGCUGGACUCCAACUCACAUCCGGCCCCCUGUGAGGAAGACGGGGUUCGUCCCAGGACUUCCUUCCUGCCGGUGGGCAACGAGCAGUACCAGCUCCUUCCACAGCAGGAGGAGGAGGACGGGGAAGAAGAGGAGGAGGCAGAUACUGGAGUGUGAGGGGGGAUAUUCAAGCUGAUCAAAUUUUGGACUGUGAUGAGAAAAGGAGAGAGCAGUACAGACUAAAGUGAGAACAGUCCAUUACAGUAUAUAUUUUUCUGUCUGAAUAAUUAUAUGUUUUAUAUCUUUAUUCAAACAUUAGUGUCAAUAAGCCAAAAACAUUUUAAGUAUUUAAGAAAGAAAUCCAACUCCUCCUUGUGGUUCCCUACUCCACUUUUUGAACCACAUUUAAACUGACUGAAGAGAAAGAUGCAACUUCUUUUGACCUUCAUAACUUCAUGUGGGAGUCAUAACUGAGCUGGUGGUCAAUCAAGCCACCAGUCGGGAACGAGGAGUCUGUUUUUAGAUAAAUAAGGCAUUAACUAUAUUUUGAGAAACUGAGAUGUUUGCAUGUCUGCAUAUGACAGUGGUUUUAGUGUGUCUGUGUGAAACUGCACAGGGAUUUAACCGUUUUGACUUUUCUAAUCAGUGUUUUCAGACUAGAGAGGCUGAAAGAAUGAAGCUGCACAUUUUAACAUCUUGGCAGGAAAAAAGAUCAAACUUUACUUUGAAAGUUUGGGGUUUACUCACCUUUUGCUUCAGGGAGGAUUCCCCUCACCCUAGAGCAGGAGUUAUUCCUACUACUGCUGAAAUAAUUCAAAAUAUUAUUUGUAUUAUUAUUAUUAAAACAAUGUAUUCUAAAUACUGUUGACUAUUACAGUUGUGAUUACAUUUGUGAUUUGUAUUUAUUGUUAUUUUAUUAAAAUACACAGACAUAUUAGAAAUACCUUAUUACCACCCAUUACCUUUAUCUGUAGUGUUCAAGAAUACAUGCUCAUUCUACAAUUUCCCAUUUUGUUGUUUAAAAGAGCAACAAACAGCUGAAUUUAUUUUUCCUCUAGGCCAUACAGUGUGGUAGCAUCCUUUCAGCCAGCUGAUCAGUAGUGUGCAGCAGCAACAUUCCAGCUCUGUCUCUGGCAUCUGGUUAACAAAGACUUGAAAUUGUAGUGACCCGAAUGUCUUAGUGGUUGUGAAAGUAACUUUAAAUCUUAAAUAUAUUUUUGUCUAAUUGUUGACAAAUCACACAAAACACUUUUUUCAGUAUUAGACAUUUUCUGUUGAAAUGAGAUCUGGACUUUUUGCUGUCUAUAUGAAGUUGACGUGCGUUCCAGAGGAACGACUGUAACGCUCUUAGCUCAGCAGAACGAUACGUUAUCAUCUGGGGAAAUUAUUUCAUCAUCAACAACAUGAAAUAACCCAACAUUGUUGCAGAACAGUAACUGUGAGAAAUGUGCUUGUUUUUUUCCAGUCUUUCUGUGUUUCGACACAGGAUUUUAGUGGUUUGCUGGGCUUUGAGUGUUUUUCUUUUUUUGUCAAAUGUUUUUGGUUAUGAGGAAAAUGUGAAAUCUUAUUGGUGUCGACAAAUAUUGAGAUAUUUGAACCUUCUGUCUCUCAUUUCUUCUGUGGCUUUUCUGUUUUCAGUGCAUGUUGCUGGAGCUUUCACUUUUGUCUUAUUGGUCAGUCUGUAUUUUUUUCUUAUCCAGCCUUUCUAGAUUGUUUGUCCAGCCAGUUUAUAAAAACAAAAAAAAAACAUUUUCCUUUCUAUUGUUUCAUCUCCUGUUUUCUGCAGACUCAUUUGCAUAAUUAGACAUAUUCAUGCAUUUGUUUCAGAAAUACAGAUUGCAGGGGAACUCCAUCAUUUUUCUUCCAUAUUGAGUGAUUUCGUUUGCUUUUUUGUUUGUUUUUUUUCUUGUAGCCUUGUUAGGAAAAUGAAUGUAACAUUAGUAAACUGGUGAUUUCAUCUUUUUUACAAGGAAUUGUUCUGCUGAGAAGUCUUUCUCUGAAAAAAGACAACCAGCAGCAAUAGUUUUGUGUUUUUCUGUCAGAUCAGGAUGAUUUGAGUGCUUCUCUUCUGAAUGGGUUUGCUUUUGAAAUAAAAAAUAAUAAUGUGACAGUAAGACAGCAACUUUAGUUUAGCUUUGAUUUUACCUGGUAAGAUCACACAAGUUUCUACGUGUACAGUGGCGUUGUGCUCAAAAAUGAAAGUGUUUCUGCACCACAAUGUGCAGAAACAAAUCAAAUUCUCCCAGGGCCCUUAAAUGUGAAAACAGAUUCAAACAAAUGACAAAGCUCAUUUUUGUUCCACCUCAAGCUUCUUUGAAAAGUCACCAUCUCCAUCAUCAUUUCAAGAAUUUGAUAUUGUAAUUCAUGCUUUUAUUUAUUCUACAUCAAUUCUUUGCACGCUGUUUGCAAUCUUUGAGUUUGUGCUUGCAGGCUGCUCACAUUGCAGCUGGAUGUAUUGUUAAAUACAAGAAACUUUUGUUACGUCUGGUUUAGAAAAGACUUCCAGCCUUUUCCACUCACAAAAAGCCAGAGAUCUGUGACUUUCAGGUGAAAAUUUUUGAGAAAUGAAAAAGUUCACGUCACAGUGAUGUUACACCAUGAAAGUGUUCCGUUUUAGGAGAAAACUAAAUAUGAUUUCCUCCUCUCUAGCAGUGUAAUGAAACAAAAGUCAGUGAAAGUGGUGGAUAUUCCACAAUGAAAAAUGCCAAUGUCUCAAAACGUUUCAUGUGCCCAAUGAGCAUCGAUUACAGCUUGACAACAGCACCUCUUGCUGCUCUUCAGCAAACGUGUUGUGUACAAAUGGUCAGUGUGAUGGGCAGCCUUCAGGUCACGAGCCUCCUGGGGCCUCAGAUCUUCCUAUAUGUUUUCUGUGGUUUAGAUUAUAGCAAGUUAUUAUAAAAAAAAUAUAUUAUAAUAACGGUAACAUUGUACAGAUGUACAUGUGUAUUCAAAACUGACUUAAUUCACCUUAUGUGUAAAUUAUUCCAAACUAUGUAUACAUAUAAAAAAGCAACUUAUUCAGUUUUAUAAGCAGGUGAAUAAA
Molecule: messenger RNA, 5260 nt
Organism: Poeciliopsis prolifica (blackstripe livebearer)
Lineage: Eukaryota; Metazoa; Chordata; Actinopteri; Cyprinodontiformes; Poeciliidae
Gene: slc6a16a
Product: solute carrier family 6 member 16a
Exons: 12
Coding region: 298-2394 (698 amino acids)
Biological process (GO): sodium ion transmembrane transport
Cellular component (GO): membrane
Source: RefSeq, a predicted model, not a curated record